AACCCCGUGCUAAACAAACCAUUCGCUCUUACUCUCCGAUGUAGACAAAUUUCUCGUCCACAGAGUGCACGGUGAAUUUUAUUCCUUCGCAAUGGGGGGAAAGUGGGCCGUUUUGGUUUUGCUGGGGGCACUGGCGGCCCCCGGGGCCCCGCAGAGGCGCCUCGAUCUGUUCGGCUGCGCCGAGAACUUCGACAUUCGCUCAGACACGAUCAUCAGGACGCAGGACUCGCAAGUCCUCGGCGCCAGGUUCAUGAAUGAGUCCGAAGUGUCCAGCAGGGACGAAUGCGUCCGGCAUUGCUGUCAGACCACCGACUGCAAUGUUUUUAUCUAUGAGGAGAAGACUCCUGGCAGUUGUUACUUGUUUGACUGCGGCCCAACUGACGAUUUCAAGUGCAAGUUUCACACCCACGGCCACUACGUGAGCGGUGUGAUGACAGUGAAUAGACAAGUGGCUGAACUGGAGAGCCAGAUCAAAUUGAGCAAACACGAACAGGAGCUUACUGGACUCAGACGGAAAGGUGCUCCCGCUGGGCAAACAAAGCCCGUGACAACAAGCACAAGCACCAAACCGCCUACAACAACGGCCACAACGAGGGCCACGCCGACCCAAGUUUUCGCCGUGACAACUGUUCGCAGGUGCAGUCGUUACCAGUUUGAGUGUCGCACUUCUGGCGAGUGCAUCGCCAUUUACAACGCGUGCGACGGCAUUCCGCAGUGCGCUGACGGCAGUGACGAAGGUCCCGAGCUAGCCUGCCCCACGCCUCCGACUACCAGGCCUCCGCCACCUCCACCGCCGAUUCCUCCAGUUGCCCCUGCUCGCAGCGGUGGUCAACUGGAAGGACCCCUCAGCCAGCAAACCUGGACCCCUCAAAUUCAAAAGCAGCAAUUGCCGAAUUAUCCCUUGAAAAAUGGGCAAGCGCCAAAUCAAGAGGUUCCCCUGCAAGAUCCGAACAAGUAUUAUGGUGAAAAUGAGUACAGAGGACAACAACAGUGGCCGCAACAACCACCUCCAUUCAGACAGGCAGUGCCUCAGACGAGCCAAAUCCAAACCAAUUUCCACCGACCAGGACCCUUUGAAGCUUCUGAAUACGACAAUUCUCAAAACAGCCAUAUUUUCAAUCACAAAACAACAGGUCUGUUGGCAGAACAGGAUAAUAUGCCCGUUUUCCCCAGAAACAAUGGUUACAACGGACGUGCCGCUCCCAACUACUACCCCAAUCCGGAUUACCACCAGCCAGAGGUGCCUGUGCAGUGGCCGCGUCCGCAAGAACCAACCCUUGAUCAUGCGAGGAACAAUUUGGUGCAGCACUCGAUGGAGGACGAAUUGAAGAUGCGCGCUCAGCAGCCACCGGAAGCUCCCCGCGUACCUUACAACCCUCCACAGUCGUCUGAUUAUUAUUACGAAGAGGGGGGACAGCAACACGGCGUUUUCCACAAACACCCGCUGACCCCACAGAAUUUACCCCCGAGUGAUUCACAGGCAGCUCAGCCUGCUAUGCAAAUCCCUGCAACUGUUCCGACUUUACCCCCAUCAACCAACGACCAGGAAAAAACAACAGAACACCCCUAUGAAGAUGCGCAUAAGCAUGGUCACUACACUGGAAAUCCUUCGCAGAAAAAAGCGCUUGGACACAAAAAUUUAGACGCGGAAGCCUUUCAAAUGCCUGACGGGACUGCAGCUAAGCCUGGAGGAGCGUACUUGUCUCUGAGCAUAGGUCUCUUGGUGACUGCCCUGCUCGCUGCACUUAUCAGUUGCCGGCUACGAGCGGUUAGGAGGCGGCUCAGGAGAGGUGGAAAAUCCAACUUGGCUCACGACGCAGAUUUCCUGGUCAACGGAAUGUACCUUUAAAAUCGUAGGUCAGUUGACAAGGUGGAGCGUUACUUCAAGUUGAUUGAUUGUUUAGAAAACUUUGUACACAGUGAUUAUGAAAUACACAUCAUACACAUCAAAUUGUAAAAAAAAAUGAACGAAUUAUCAGAUUGCCUGUAAGAAUGAGGGAGAAUCGUAUUACCUUGACAAUGUCUAAAAUAAACUAUUGUUGGUGAUAGGAAAAAAGAAAAUUAUAUAAAAAUAAAUAACUACAGAAGUGCAUGUUUGUGGAUACCAUAGCAGGGACGUAGAAAAAUACAAUGUAUUUUACUAAGCACUGAAACUUUUGCACCUGAAAUUAUAACGAAUAAAAUGAAAAUUGGCAAACUGUGCAGCUAAAUGGUGGAAGUCGUUAUUGGUAUAGUUUAAUUUCUUUCAACUUCAUUCUCAAAUCUCUCAACGUGGCCUCUAUUUGUAUGUCUCUAAAUUUUUAAUUGUUAAUGUGAAGAGAUGCUGGUCUUUCACAUACCUGUUCAUCAAUAAAAUUAGUGAA
Molecule: messenger RNA, 2363 nt
Organism: Neocloeon triangulifer
Lineage: Eukaryota; Metazoa; Arthropoda; Insecta; Ephemeroptera; Baetidae
Product: low-density lipoprotein receptor-related protein 11
Exons: 11
Coding region: 92-1849 (585 amino acids)
Molecular function (GO): protein binding
Source: RefSeq, a predicted model, not a curated record